UCAAAAUUGAAAUGGAAAUUUAAUUUCUAACGCCGCCGCGCGCUUAUUUAUUGCCAUUAAAAUGGAAUUGUGUUUUAUCUUUUAAUUACUAUUACAACUGUGGCCUCAAAAUAUCGUUUCAAAGAAAGUUGUGUGAAAUAUCAAUCAAAUCGUAAACAUAAUUUUGCAUAUUCUUAAAUAUGUAUGAUUGAAGAUAACCUCUAACCUUAGCAUUCGGUUUGAAAAAUAACAUUAACUUAAGUAUUUCCUUACCUAUUCAUUUAAGAUGCAAAAGCUACAAGACAGUGUAUUUUCUAUUGUUAAAAGAAGCAGUUUAUCACCUGCUGUGUUUAGUUUUCUUCAACCUUCAGAAGAAAAUUCAGAUAGGACCCCUUUAGGGCAAAUACUUAGUGACACCAAACAUGCCUGGCUGGCCCUAGGCUCCAAAUUCUGUGUUAUUGACCUGAAAAGUGGCCUUAAAGUUGCUGCAAGAAAUUUUGGAUCACUAAAUAGCCACUCCCAAGUAUUUGUCACAAGUGUGGUCGAACUCCCCACUCCUCUGUCUAACAACUCGCAGCAGCUCAUCAUCAGCCUGCAGUGUGAUGAUGGAACGGGUAUCAUUUGCGUUCUUCACAUCAAUGGAUCACAGAUAUUACGCUGCAUACAAACGGAAGUGGUUGUUACUCAGAUAUCAGUGUGCGAUGAAAUUCCGAAUGGACCGUUCAGCUGUUUUGAUGGAGUUGUGAUGGCUGGCACGAAAAAUGGAGAGAUUUUCGUGUUUGAUUUGUAUCGUGCUAGUCUUAUUCAAGCAUUAAAAGACAUAUCACAAGGGUAUGAACACUUAGUUCAGGGCGAACAAAACCCAGCUAACCUAACAUUCCUGCCCUUGAACUCUAUCCAUAGACUUGAAGAACAAAGAGAUCUGGCCAUCGAGAAUGAACACCACAUCGCUGUACUGCUAAAUGAAAACUCCUUAGUUGAUGGACAAUACUUGUUUCGUAAUCCUGAUGGGUCUAUAUGUAUGAAGGCCAAAAGAGAUCAGAUAAGAAUAACGGCAUUACUCUACAUCCCACAGUUAGGUAGUUUAGCUGUAGGAUAUAAUUUUGGAGCUUUUCAAAUAUGGAACAUGAUGACUAUGGAUCUGGAGUACACAUCACAAGUUAAUGUGGAAUGUUUGCCAGUCACACACUUUGGAUUUCAGGAACCAUGUGACGAUCCCAGGGCAUUUUGUUACCUCUGGGUGGUGUUCUCAGUCCUGGACCGCCUCGAGGAGGAAGAGUUUCCAUUGGCUGUGAUGUACUCCCUCACAUACCAUGGGAAGAGGAUGUUAUCUGACACUAAAGGCCUCUAUCAGGAUUUCUCCAUGGCCAUACUGAGGUUCCAGGUGGACUUGUGUUCGAUGGAAGACUCCAUUCCGGCGAUUGGCGGGAAAUGCCUCUCGUGUCACACAUACGCUGUCAAUUCUUCUUUGGGAGAGGAUGGGGAAGAUAAUAUGCUGAAUAUCUGCCAGUUAGUAUGGGAAGUUUGGGGUGAAAAUACAAAUGCGCCUCCACAGUACGGAAUGAUAAUUUUCGAUUUGGACCAGUGGUAUAAAGAUCAAAUGCCAACUACAUGCCGCCUAGAAAGCAGCCCGUUCAUGAGUGCUCACAGUAUGGGAGAGUUGGCUAGUGGAAGCGCCUUAGACGCUCGUCUAUCAGCGCAUUCUGUCACCCCAUACUCGCAUUGUAUGAGGCUGGAGCAACAUUUCUACCCAAAUUCUUUGCAGUAUGAAUUCACCUGGCUCUCAACCUCCGAAUUCAGCGUAUCCCGUACUCUCGGCAUCCAGAGGCAGGUGUUAUCAGCCCUAGAAGGAGGCGGCCCGCUCGCGUUACUCCACCCCGCCAGCCUGUACUGCGCGGCGCGAGCGGCCGGACUGCAGCCUCUGCGAGCGGACCACACUGUGGCCGCCACUGCGGAUGAGCAACGUCGCUUUCUCCUGUCAGUGUGCGCAGAAGCUCGUCUGUCGCGGUUAUUGCGUCGCGCCGCCAGAGACUGGGCCACACAUACGCACGCUUCCGCCGGAUGCACUCUAGAUUUGCUGGUGGAUUGGUGCUGGACAAGGGCUAUAGAUCUCAAAGAAUACGCGAAAGAACUAACUGCCCCACUUUUCGUCUCAUCUGCGUUGCCAGACAAGAAUGUGGUGAGAUGCUUGGAGCACUGUGUCCAACAAUUGAUUCAACUUACGGGAUUACUCGAUGCGAUUAUAACUAAGUGCUGCAACCUGCUUGUUCCCGAUGCUCUUAGCGAAAUAGAAGAGAAGCACAAAGGCAUCGGCACAGUCUCCCUGUACUUCCAAGUGGUGCAGUGGUUUUUACGAGUGGGGUUGUUGCCGGAGAGAGGCGACCGCAGCCCCACGCUCCCGUACCCGGCCGAUCAGAUCCGCAGCCUGUAUGAUAAGAGGCGCCUCAAACUCCAAAGACUCCAAGAAAACGCUCCAGUAGACGAUAAAAUUAACAAGCCGUGCUCUCUUCUGUACAUUGAUCAGCUGAUUGAGAAUGAAUUUGACGGGGAGAAGGUUCGAGAAAUUUUGAUGCGGGGCGGUAGUGAAUCCUACGGCUUGUAUCCGCCACCGUCACUAUACUCUCUCCUACGACUCUACUUGUUGCCGGAGAUUUCAGAAGAACACAAACAUUCUCUAGUGCUGUACCUAUUGCUAGAUUACUCUAUGAUUUACGAUGAAGUGAGAUACGAAGCAGUAAUACGCCGCCUAAUGCAAUUCCCGACGAUGUUCGGUCUUAGCAACACCGCUAUCAAGGCGACGCAGGCAUUCUGGCAUCUAGACCACAGGGAUUUUGAUUUCGCCCUCGACCAGCUCCAAUGCUUAACUGGCAACACUCUUACCGACUGGCAACACAGCGUGGUACUCUCAUCUCUACUGGCUCAAAAGAAAAUGCAGGCCGCCCUACAAUACUUACACGUUCGAAAACCUGUUCCCGCACAGAAUAUGAAAAAUAUCAGCGCCGGAAAACUGUCAGAUUGGCAAGCGAGUUGUAAUCUAUACUUGGGCAGGCAGUUGCUGGGUGAAGCGCUUGAUGUGAUAAGAGUUUGUGCUGAAUAUUCAGCGAGCAAAGAGGAGAGGGAGAAAGUGCUCACUUUCUUUUUUAGAGGCUGUCGAAACACCGGCCAACUCAGUAAAGUGCUACAACUGCCGCUGAUGCCGUUUGAAGAAGAAGUGUUUAUAAAGUACUUGCAGGAGUGCGAUGAGCGACAGACAUCCGAUAUACUAAUUAUGUAUUAUUUACAGCAGGCCAGAUAUCUAGAAGCGGAACAGUAUAACAACAAGCUUAAAAAGAGCAAAUGUAAACAGAAAGACCUCGCCAAGUCGUCGGAGUCGCUCGCUGAGAUGAUAGACAGAGACAACGCCAGAGACACGCUGGUGGAUGUAGUGUGCGGCGCGCUGCCCGCCAUCGCCGGCCGCGUGGCGCGCUGCGCGGGCGCAGAGGGGGCGCGGGCGGCGCGCGUUGUGGCCCCAAAACCGAUGUCUGUAUUUGUUAAAGCCAAGUCUCCGAAAAAUACCUUCACUUAUAAAUCAUCAUUCAUUCAGGAUACGAUUGAGAACGCGAGUGAGACAUGGGUGAACAAGCCGAGGAUGCGGCGCGGAAUCAAACGUGCGCUCCAAGUGGAAGAAACUCCAUUCAUCUGCACUCCUAAACUGUCAAGGAACAGGAGCAUCUUCGCCGAAUCGCAACCGGACGCGGUGACUCCACCGAAACGUGCCAAGGUCGAGCAUCGAACCCCGAGCAGGCAACUCGCACCCACGCUGAGUCGGCAGAUGGCGACUCUACUCGACAUGGCCGAUCACACGCCUCAACAUGUCUACAGCAGAUCUGAGGCUGGCACACCACACAGUAUCCUCAAGAUAAAACGCGAAGUGUGCGACCGUGAGAUGGCGUCGCCGUGUGACUCCCACAGCGACGACGACGCCGCCAGCGACCGCACGGCCAGCACUCACUACAGCGACGCCAACAAACACCUUCGCUUCACGAUUCCCACCGCGUCGGAGUCGGGGUCGACGCCCUCGCCGCCGACAGAGACGGAGAUAGCGGCCGCGGCCGGUGCGAGGGAGACGGCUGCGUUUGAUAGCUUCACCACCACUCCCACGCAUCCUAUGACCGAUAAACACGAGUUGGAAUCGCCUCCAAAGAAGCAAGCCACAGAAGACAAGAUGGGCGCUAAAAAGUACAAGGACACAGUGCGGGCCAGACGCUCCCUAUCAAUAUCCGCAAAUAGUAGUCUCUCAGACGACCCCAACACUUCGAUAGAAAGCAUCGCCGACAUUCCUAUCACGCUCAUAAACCCGAGGUAUAGCGGAGAAAGACGAAGACCCGAGCCAAUGGAGACGCAGGACGAAGGGGAGAAUGAGACGCAAGAUGGAAGAGAGGAGGAGAGGGAGAUGCCGAAGACGCCUAAAGCGAGACGCGGCAUCAAUGUGAACCGCACGCCUUUGAUUAACAGAAGCCGCUCAGUCACUCCUGAACGUUUAGACUCGCCAAUCAGUCCUUCACGCGUAUUGAGAAGCACAAGGAGUAAAUCCCGCACUCCCGAGCGGAGUCCCCAGUCUUCCCCGUUGGCAGCCAUUCCCGAACAACCCGCACAAGAAGUGGACAGCGAACCGCACGGCAAAACAUCGCUGCUUAGUGUUCCCAGAAGACUUAGGAGCAGAUCACGAACCCCAGAGAGGGUGGAGACGAUCAAAGAGUCCCCUCGUUUGGAAGCCAUCACGGAAUCACCUACUAAGUCGUCCAACGAAUCUGCUACGUCGUCUCCUGUACGCCGAAGCUUAAGGAGCCGUUCACGAACGCCUGAAGUGGAAGUUCCUAUUGAGCUUCAAAUACCAGCGAGUCCAAGGAGUCUUAGGAGUAGGGCUAAAACACCAGAGAAAAUUAUGUCGCCUAAAAAAGACCACUCAGUCAGAGGCAAAAAGUCACUAUCGAGAAUUGUUCUUGAAGCUAAUGCAUUCGCUACCACCAAAGCCAACAUGGAGAAGGACGAAGAGACUGAAAAGACAGAGACUGGUAUUGAAUGCACUCCUAUGAAGACUCUCAAAAAAAUUCCUAGUCUGUUGGACGUCACACUAUCUCCAAUAGUCAACAAAUCCGUCCUCCAAAGUUCAAACGAUAGCGUUUUAUCUGAAUCAACCGAUAAAGAAGCUAAAAAUGAUAAAAAUAUAACAGAUCUAGGCCUCAAAACUCUUCCAGCGUUUACCACGAUUCACGAUACUUACAUAGAAAAAUCUGUACUGCGCAGUUACCAAAGCAGCAUAGCCGAUAGCUCAGAAGUGACUCAAGAAGUGAAACAAAUUGAAGUUAGCCGCGAAACUAAUGUAGCUAUGAAAACAUUGCCGGCAUUCACUACAAUUCACGACAUUGAGUUCGAAAAAUCUGUGCUACAUAGUUAUCAAAGUAGUAUGGACGAAUCGUCAAAUGUAAACGAGUCUAAAAAUGAUAAUAAAGUGUUAAAACCAUUAUCUGCUUUUACUUCUAUUAUGGAUGCAGAAUUUAAACCGGUGUUAGGUAGCGUAGAAUCGAGUUUCGCUGAAACGUCGCAGGAAGCUUCUAAAAGUAAUUGGAAGAAUGUUUCUAGUCUCAUGACGAGUGAUAGUGAUAUAGAAAUGAAAGAUAAACGAGAAGAUAAUGCGGCUGUGAUUCAAAAGGAAAAGGAGAGGAUUGUUGAAAUAGAGAGAGAAAUAAAUGAGAUUGAAGGAGACAUGUCUGAUAGCGAUAAUGGUGAGAGUGAUUCGGAUGAUGAGGAGAUAGUGGCGGCUGAAGACAGCGGAGAAGGGGAAGAAGAAAGUGAAAAUUCUAAUGAGGAAUCAUCAUCUUCAAACGACGAUAAUGACGACGAUGUAAUAUCUAUAAAAGAUACGGAUUCUGAAGAAUCUUCCUCAUCAGGUGGUAAACUGCAAAUCCAUGAAGAAACAUCUACAGAGGAUAAUCCGGAAGCGGAACCUAAGGAAACCAUAGUCCAAGUUACAGUAGAAAGAGAUGGUGAGGAAGUAACUAGUGAUCCAGUGAACCAAGGUCAAUCGUCUAUACUAACGGAUGAUAAUUCGGGACGUUCGAACAUAGAUCUGAAUUAUUCUGAUGAGAAAGUAGAAAAUGUACAGGAGAUACACACUACUACAGAUGUAAUAGAAACUAUAGAAAUAGAAGAAAUACCUCAAGAUGUAGUUGCAGAUAUUGUAGAAGAUGUGAAAGUUGUAGUGCAGGAUCCAGAUGAGACUACUGACUCGGAAGUUCCUAUGGAGAUGGAUGAAGCACCAGCGAUACAAGUUAUAGUAGAAGAAAUCACAACCACAACUGAAAUCACAAAACCAGAACUCGCAACCGAAGUUAUAACAGAAGUUGUCGAAGUAACAGAAAUGCGAGAUACCGCUGAUGUUCCAGAUUGUAUAACCAAAACACAUGUACGAAUAGACAAUAGUAAAUCCCAAGACAAAAAACCAGAAGUUGUAAAAAAAGAAUCUCAAAUUACAAAUGAAACAGAUACUAACAAUGCUCCUGGAGAUGAUACAACAAAAACAGAAACUGCUAAUGAGACCGUGAAACCCGCGCGAAUUACUAAACGUACAAAAUCAACUUCGUCCACCAAAGCGGAAACUUUAGAACCAAAACCAACAGAAAUAGAUGAACCCAAGACUCCUUCUAGACGGAAACGCGCUCAGUCCGCGACAUCGAAUAAAUCUAUAGAUGAGACUCCAGAAAGAGCCAAAACUCCUAGUAGUGAAGUGAGGAAGAUUAUGACUAGACGUGCUUCGAGGGAAUUAUCUGAAAAGAUGGACGAUUCUAAGGAGUCUUUGGAUGAGAGUGUGUUGGCCACGCCUAAGAGGCGGGCCACUAGGUCGAGGAGCAAGAACAUUGAUGAUAAUGAAAGCGUGGCUUCUGAAGGUUCAGUGCGAUCAACAAGAAGUCGAGCGAGCGAAGCAAGCGACACUUCGGAAGUUAAAACGGCGCCUCGCAAGGGAAGGAAAUCUAUACUAGCUACGAAGACGGAUUUGUCCGUCAUACCGGAAACUACGGUCGAGGAGUCCAUAAGCGAGCAACUUAUCAAUGAUUAUUCUACAUCUCGAAGACUGACUCGUAACCAGAAAGCGAUGCUGUCUUCGUGGCUGGAGCCUUCCUCCCCCGCGUCCCCCGCGCCCCCCGCGGCCCGCGCGCGCCCCGCCCGCCGCGCGGCCAGCGCAGUGUCCGAGCGCUCGCUGGACGAAGACGACGCCUCCUCCACGCACUCCGACGCGCACGCUGCGGAUAGGAUCGCGUUGAUGAAUAAGGAUGAUUUUGAAGGCUCCCCCGAUCGCGACGAGUUCCCGCUGGUUGGUUCCCCGGAUUCCCGAGCGAGCGACGCCGCGCGCAAACCACGCUUGGCCCGAGCUGCUUCGGAAUCUAGAUCUACGCCCAAAGCGGCUAAGGUUACUAGAAGGAUCUCCGUUGAUAUUGCAUCUCCAUCGGUGGCGGAGUCCCCUCGCGGCCGCCGCGCCUCUUUCACCCGCGCGUGUGAAGCGCUACACACGCCCAAAGGAAGGCGCACUUCUACUGAUUCUAGGAAAGGUGAAUUGGACAGUCCGCAGUCUCCCGCAAACAGCGAGGCGACACCGGCGCGCGCGCGGCGACAAUCAGUCAACACCGCACAAGAGAAAACUGAUGCUGGGAAGAGGUCACGGAAAACAUCGACAGUAGAUGAAUCAAAGGAUACCAAGAAGAAAUAAUAUAGUUUAAUUUAUUUUUCCUUAUUUUUAAUGUAAAGGUUUUAUACUCUAAGUUUUGUUCUGCAUUUAACCAAGUAAAAAUGUGAUACAUG
Messenger RNA from Amyelois transitella, 7815 nucleotides. RefSeq names its product protein ELYS (gene Elys). The record is from RefSeq and is a predicted model, not a curated record. NCBI's taxonomy places the organism in Eukaryota, Metazoa, Arthropoda, Insecta, Lepidoptera, Pyralidae. The transcript has 40 exons. Gene Ontology annotation, molecular function: protein binding. Bases 266 to 7723 code for a protein of 2485 amino acids.